AUGGCGCCGAUGCCAAUCAAGUUCCAGGAGCUGGUGCAGCUCACCAGCUCCGGCGUCGAAACUUCGUCCAUCACCUUCAAUAGCUGCACACUUGAAUCCGAUCACUACAUUUGCAUUCGAGAAAAGAAAAGCGAAGAUGCUUCCCCCGAGGUGGUCAUCGUCGAACUCAAGAAUGGCAACAACGUGAUGCGACGACCUAUCAAGGCUGACAGUGCCAUCAUGCACUGGGACCGACAAGUCAUCGCACUGAAGGCUCAGUCUCGCACACUGCAGAUCUUUGACCUGGACAAAAAGCAGAAGCUCAAGUCGAACACCAUGAACGAAGACGUCGUGUUCUGGAAAUGGAUCAGCGAGACCACUCUUGGUCUGAUCACGGGCUCAGCCGUGUAUCACUGGGACAUAUACGAACCUGGUCAGGACGCCCCAGUCAAGGUUUUUGAACGCAACCAGAAUCUCAAUGGAUGCCAAAUUAUCAACUACCGGGUCAACACUGACGGGAAGUGGAUGGUAGUUGUUGGCAUUUCCCAGCAACAAGGCCGCAUUGUUGGUGCCAUGCAACUUUACUCGAAGGAUCGCGGUAUUAGCCAGGCUAUCGAGGGCCACGCCGCGGCUUUCGGCACCCUGCGACUUGAAGGUGCACCCCAGGACACCAAGCUUUUCACAUUUGCUGCACGGACUGCCACCGGCGCCAAGCUCCACAUUGUCGAGGUCGAUCACCCCGAGUCGAAUCCUGUAUUCCAGAAGAAGGCGGUCGAUAUCUUCUUCCCUCAGGAAGCGAACAGCGAUUUCCCCGUCGCUUUGCAGGUGUCGCAAAAAUACGGUGUGAUCUUCAUGAUCACCAAGUAUGGUUUUAUUCACAUGUACGACUUGGAGACCGGCAGCUGCAUCUUCAUGAACCGCAUCUCCAGCGAGACUAUCUUCACUACAUGCGCUGACAAUGAAUCGACUGGUAUUGUGGCGAUCAACCGCAAGGGCCAAGUUUUGUUCGUCACUGUUGACGAGACAACUGCCAUUCCAUACUUGCUGCAGAACCCUGCGAAUACCGAGAUGGCCAUCAAGCUGGCGUCGCGCGCAGGUCUCCCGGGCGCCGACGAUCUGUACGCCAAGCAAUUCGACAACCUGUUCAACGCGGGCAAUUAUGCUGAGGCUGCCAAGAUUGCGGCGAACUCGCCUCGCGGCUUCCUGCGCACUGCCGAAACGAUCGAGAAGUUCAAGCGUCUUCCUGUCCAGCCUGGCCAGAUGGCAUAUACUUUGCAAUACUUCGGUAUGCUUCUGGACAAGGGUUCCCUCAACAAACAUGAGACGCUCGAGCUCGCCCAGCCCGUACUUUCGCAGAAUCGCAAACAUCUGUUGGAGAAAUGGCUCAAAGAGGACAAGCUGGACUGCUCCGAGCAGCUCGGUGAUUUGGCCCGCCCUUAUGACGUGAACAUGGCUUUGACAAUCUACCUCAAGGCUAACGUUCCCCACAAGGUUGUUGCUGGCUUCGCUGAGACGGGCCAGUUUGACAAGAUCCUACCCUACUCUGCCCAAACCGGCUACCAGCCCGACUAUGUCCAGCUUUUGCAGCACAUUAUCCGCGUCAACCCCGAGAAGGGAGCGGAAUUCGCAACGGCUCUCGCCAACAGCGAGCAGGGUCCCCUCGUCGACUUUGAGCGCGUUUGCGAUAUCUUCCAAUCUCAGGGCAUGAUCCAACAGGCGACUGCUUUCUUGCUCGAUGCACUCAAGGACAACAAGCCCGAACACGCUCGUCUCCAGACACGCCUGCUGGAGAUGAACUUGAUGCACGCUCCUCAAGUUGCUGAGGCUAUCCUUGGCAAUGAGAUGUUCACCCAUUUCGACAAGGCCCGCAUCGCUCACCUGUGCGAGCAAGCCGGUCUUGCGCAGAAGGCUUUGGAGCUUUAUGAGGACCCCGAAGCUAUCAAGCGUGUAGUGGUUAACAUUCCUGGCAAUGCCAACUUCAAUCCUGAGUGGCUCACCAACUUCUUCGGAAAGCUGUCCGUCGAGCAGUCUUUCGACUGCCUCGAUGCGAUGAUGAAGCACAACAUCCGCCAGAACCUCCAGUCGGUGGUGACCAUCGCCACCAAGUAUUCUGACCUUCUGGGCCCCACCCGCAUCAUUGACCUGUUCGAGAAGUACAAGACCAGCGAAGGACUGUUCUACUACCUUGGCAGUGUCGUCAACGUUUCAGAGGACCCGGAUGUGCACUUCAAGUACAUCGAGGCAGCCACCAAGAUGGGCCAGUUCAACGAAGUUGAACGUAUCUGCCGUGACAGCACCUCCUACAACCCCGAGAAGGUCAAGAAUUUCUUGAAGGAAGCCCGCCUCCCUGAACAGCUGCCUCUUAUCAUUGUCUGCGACCGUUUCAACUUUGUCCAUGACCUGAUCUUGUUCCUCUACCAGAACCAGCAGUUCCAGGCCAUCGAGUCCUAUGUCCAGCGCGUCAACCCUGGCAGGACCCCAGCCGUUGUUGGUGGCCUUCUCGACGUCGACUGCGAUGAGAACAUCAUCAAGCAGCUUUUGACCACGGUCAACGCCGCUUCGAUUAGCAUUGAUGACCUUGUUGCCGAGGUAGAGUCUCGCAACCGUUUGAAGCUUCUUCUACCAUUCCUCGAGGCAACUCUACAAGCCGGCAACCAGCAGCAGGCAGUCUACAACGCUCUCGCCAAGAUUUACAUUGACUCCAACAACAACCCCGAGAUGUUCUUGAAGGAGAAUGAUCAGUACGAUACCCUGACUGUGGGUAAAUACUGCGAGAAGCGGGACCCCAACCUCGCGUACAUUGCCUACUCGAAAGGCCAGAAUGACCUGGAACUCGUCAACAUUACCAACGAGAACUCCAUGUACCGCGCACAGGCUCGUUACUUGCUCGAGCGCUCUGAUGCUGAGCUCUGGCGUUUUGUUCUCAGCGAGAACAACAUUCAUCGCCGCUCUGUGGUUGACCAGGUCACUGUGACUGCCGUCCCUGAGUCGACUGACCCUGCCAAGGUCUCUGUUGCCGUAUCCGCCCUGCUUGAGAACGACAUGCCACUGGAGCUCAUCGAACUGCUGGAGAAGAUCGUCUUGGAGCCAUCUCCAUUCAGCGACAACCAGAACUUGCAGAACCUGCUCAUGUUCACGGCAGCCAAGGCUGACAAGGCCCGGGUCAUGGACUACAUCCACAAGCUGGAUGGAUACAAUGCUGACGACAUCGCUACCUCGUGUAUCGAAGUGGGGUUGCAUGAGGAGGCAUUUGAAAUUUACAAGAAGGCCGAUAACAAGGCCGCUGCUGUUGAUGUUUUGGUUGAGCACGUGGUCAGCAUUGACCGUGCUCAGGCUUUUGCUGAAGAGGUUGACUUGCCUGAAGUAUGGAGCAAGGUCGCCAAGGCUCAGCUCGACGGCCUCCGCGUUUCCGACGCCAUUGAAUCGUACAUCAAGGCGGAGGACCCUAAGAACUACGAAGAGGUCAUCGAGAUUGCCACCCAUGCAGGCAAGAAUGAAGACCUCGUCAAGUACUUGCGAAUGGCUCGCAAAACCCUGAGGGAACCCGCGAUCGAUACCGCCCUCGCCUUCUGCUUCGCUCGCCUUGACCAACUUCCUGAGCUUGAGGACUUCCUGCGUGCGACCAACGUUGCUAACGUCGAGGAGUCUGGUGACAAGGCGUACGAGGAAGGCUUCUAUGAGGCUUCCAAGAUCUUCUUCACGAGCAUUUCGAACUGGGCUAAACUUGCUACCACUCUUGUGCAAUUGGGCGACCACCAGGCUGCGGUUGACUGCGCACGCAAAGCCAACAACAUCAAGGUUUGGAAGCAGGUCCACGAGGCUUGCUUAGAAAAGAAGGAGUUCCGCCUGGCGCAGAUCUGCGGUCUCAACCUCAUCGUGGACGCUGAGCAAUUGCAAGAACUCGUCAAGCAGUAUGAGCGCAAUGGCUACUUUGACGAGCUGAUUAGCUUGUUGGAGCAGGGCCUUGGUCUCGUAAGCGGCUGCGUCAAUCCGUCACUGGAGCUCAUAUUCCCCUCUGAUGAAGCCAUGACCUCCCUCCUCUCCUUGAUCACCUUCGCGCCUGGCAUUCGAGAGGCUCUUCAGGCAGUGAACCCUCCCGGAACAGCUGCAUUUAGGGCUCUUCCGACAGUGUCCGGAAGUGAUGAGAAGAUCUAG
Emericellopsis cladophorae is the source of this 4134-nucleotide messenger RNA. RefSeq names its product clathrin heavy chain-like protein. Lineage: Eukaryota; Fungi; Ascomycota; Sordariomycetes; Hypocreales; Bionectriaceae. The transcript has 4 exons. Gene Ontology annotation, cellular component: clathrin complex; actin cortical patch; clathrin coat of coated pit. The record is from RefSeq and is a predicted model, not a curated record. Gene Ontology annotation, molecular function: structural molecule activity; clathrin light chain binding. Bases 1 to 4134 code for a protein of 1377 amino acids. Gene Ontology annotation, biological process: receptor-mediated endocytosis; Golgi to endosome transport; intracellular protein transport.